This is a messenger RNA of Leguminivora glycinivorella, 482 nucleotides long. RefSeq names its product chorion class high-cysteine HCA protein 12-like. The transcript has 2 exons. NCBI's taxonomy places the organism in Eukaryota, Metazoa, Arthropoda, Insecta, Lepidoptera, Tortricidae. Bases 7 to 321 code for a protein of 104 amino acids. The record is from RefSeq and is a predicted model, not a curated record.
UCAAACAUGUCUCCUUACGCCGUGUUGGUCCUCUGCAUCCAGAUUUGUCUGAUCCAAUCCGUGUUCAGCCAGAGCUACGGCUGUUGCGGCUCUAGCUCCGGUUCUUACGGCAUCAGCAGCGGCUCCUACGGCGGCGGCUGCGGCUCAUACGGCGGGCAGGGCUGCGGGCAGGUGGGCGUGGACGGCAUCAUCCAAGCGUGCGGCAACACCUGCGUCCAGGGCUCCGUGCCUGUAAUCGGCGAGGUCUGCUUCGACGGCUGCGUGGAUGCUUGCGGAUCCGUCUCGGUCUGCGGACAGUGCUGCGGAUGCGGAUGCAACUAAAUAGGUGUACCGUUAUAAAACACAACUACUUAAACAUAAGGCCGUCAAGGACAGCUUGCGCUCUCACGCACGAGUCCAUGGCGCGAUGAAGAAUGGACUCUAGCGCGAUAGCACAAGUUGUGCUAAACCGUAAGGAAUAAAGUGAAAGCAUGACAGCUAAA